This is a messenger RNA of Exophiala dermatitidis NIH/UT8656, 2205 nucleotides long. RefSeq lists its product as hypothetical. The coding region runs from base 1215 to 1721 and encodes 168 amino acids. NCBI's taxonomy places the organism in Eukaryota, Fungi, Ascomycota, Eurotiomycetes, Chaetothyriales, Herpotrichiellaceae. The record is from RefSeq and is a predicted model, not a curated record. The transcript has a single exon.
GCGCGGUACCCCGAAUACGAGGCUUGUAAUGUCAAAUCUUUUUGUCCUUGUGAUUCAGCAAUGUCUGCUCUCAUCCAGAGCAGAGUAUACUGUACCCCACGACAGUGCAUGAGGACUUCGAAGAGCGUGGAAUCAAAGAUCUGCGCAUGCUCGAGAGAGAACCAUAGACCUGGACCGUCAAGUCAAACAGGACGAAAUCACACAGUCAACAGCAGCCCAGCUCUACCCCAGCCUUGCCCAGUCACAGAAACACAACGUAAGCUGCUGUCAAGACGCAAAUAGCCGCGUAACGCCAACCAGUCAAAAUUACGAUAUCUCACCACUUUUUUUCCAACGUCCUCCACCGACCUUGGAACGUGCCACGCUUUCCCACGCUCGCUCGCACCGUCUGCGCUCGUGAUGAGGUGAUUCCUAGCCUCUUCACGGUCAUGCGCCCACAGUCGCGCCGGGUUGGUACACUGCAGCUUCAGCACAGGUCUCGAUCUGCAGAGCUCUGAAGCCGAGGUCAUGUCUGCUGGCGCCCCAAGCCACGACUGAGUUGAGCUAUUUGGCGUCGGCGUCUUCCGGCAAUCAGCAGUGGCAGUUCACAGCACAGGCCGCUGAUUGAGCAGUCGCAAGUCUGCUUCUGGAACGGCCGUUCCAUACAAACCAAGCCUCUUUCGCAUGUGGUUUGUAUCUGUAUCCCUGGUUCUGGUCAUGCGAUCGGUCAGUCGGUCGUCUUGGCCCGCGGGACAUUCAGGCCCGAGUGAUGAAAGCGAGCUUUCAAGCACGAGCACAAGCCGGGGGAGAUCUCUCAAGUGGGUUCCUCCAGAGCUACAGCUUUAGCUGCCAGUGCGGUAGCUCGAACCGCGUGGAGAGGAUGGAUCCCUCUCGGGCAGCUGUUUGAGUUAAUAAGGUAAUGGCUAUAUAUCAUGGGUGGACUACCAUACCAGCCCUUCUCUUUUCCCACUCGUUCUUCCAAAUUAACAGACAUCAAACAAAUCGACUACUCUGCUACCUACCAAUCCUAGCCACUAUCCCACUCGGCCCAUACACCGACAGUACAACCCCAACAUCCCGUCACCUCAAGUCAAAGCCUACAUCUACCCGCCAACCUUUCUACUAUAUCUUCCUGCGCUGCUCCUAUCGAAUCAAACUACAAUAGCUACGCAACGCGACUUCUAUCAACCACUUGAUAAAUUCCCAAACCAAAGGACAAAGACACCGCAAUCGCAAUGGCAUUUGCAUACUACUACGACCUCCCACCCCCAUUGGUCGACCACCUCCACGAGCGCCGGCACCAACACGAAACCGUGCUCCAGGCGCUGGCGCGACGACACCCGCGGCCCGAAGAGCACCCGAACCAACCAGACGUGGACUACCGCGACGCAGUCAAAGAGUACCUAGUCGAGGUUGAAGUCCCAGGAAUCAAAAAGCCCAACGAAGUCACCGUCUCCUGGACGGGUCCUCGGUCGCUUCUGAUCACCGGCAACACCGCCAGGCCGGAUUAUGGAACCGCAGGAAACACGGACGUGGAAGAAGAAAAGGAAAACCCCCACACGGACGGCGUGCAUCUGCUGGUCGGCGAGAGGAGAAUCGGCCCGUUCAGACGAUACAUCAAUUUCCCCACCGAUGUCGAGAACGUCAGCGUCACUCUCGAGGCUGGCUUGUUGAAGAUCCGCGCGCCCAAGAAGGGAUACACUGAGGCUGCGCAGACUAAGGUGGAUGUCAAGCAUGAGUGAGUUUGCCUUGUUAAUUUUGGGUUCUAUAUCAUUAUUGUCGAAUCAAUCAAUCUAUCAAUCAAUCAAUCAAUCGAAAUCAUUUACUCGAAAUCCAAAUUCUGUUCCCGUGUUUUCGUUUUUUUUUUUUUUGUUUCUUUUGUUGUGUCUCCCUUUUGGUGAUCGAUGUCCAAUAAAAAAAGAGAGAGAAACGAUCAAGUACUAAUUCCAUAUGUAAUCUUUAAGGGACCACAAAAAACAUACGUUGCCUACUCUUCCCAUUAGCGGCGCUCUCUGAGUGAUGCCUUGCUUGAGGCUGGUUUGGAUGCCCGAGAGAAGAAGACUACUACUUGUUUCGUCUCAAUUGUUGGUCCAAUGUGAUGUUGACGGGAGCCACUUGACGCUUACUAUAUGGGCAAGAGGAUCAUGAUGGCUCCCUCCAAACGGAGAAGUAAUUAAGUUAGGAUCAAUAGAACUCGAACUCGAACAUUGAAACUAGCAAGGAGCA